UCUUUUUUCUGGCCCUCUGGCCGUUUUCAUCACAACAGGAUCCUCUCAUUUGUUUGUUUCCCUCCUGACUGUCUGCCAUUUUUCAUCCUAUCUGACUUGGCCCGGUGGUAUACGAGUUAUCCUUCGCUCCUCUACACAUUUUUAUUCACCUUUUUGCACCAAAGUGGUUCACUGAGAGGCUUCAUCCUGGCCGGCAACAUUCCAGCCAAGGGGGAAGAGGACUUCCUGACACUGGCUGCUUCGCGGCUCAGUCGCAGGAAACGUGUCAUUGGCGCUGCUGUAGGUGUGGCAAUGGUUCUAAUACUGUUAGUAGCCAUUCCCAUACUGGUCCACACAACCAAAGGGGGGAAUACUGGAAAUUCGGGAAGCCAUUAUGAAAUGCUAGGAAGCUGCCGGAUGGUAUGUGACCCCUACACCACCUCUCAGCCAGGCCAGGAGCUGACGGCUGUGUCUCCACCACCCCAGGAUUACUCUGGGAAGAAGAUAAAGUCUGGGCUUCGUGGGCCUCCGGGGUUGCCAGGUCCUCCAGGAGCACGUGGACCCCCUGGUGAGCCAGGCAAAGCAGGUCCACAGGGGCCCCCUGGUCCAGGACCAGGUGGCUAUUCGCCCUCGCUUUACACACCCAAGAUUGCCUUUUACGCAGGGCUACGCAAGCAGCACGAGGGGAAUGAAAUACUGAAGUUUGAUGAUGUGGUGACCAAUGUAGGAAACUACUAUGAGCCCAGCACCGGCAAAUUCACCUGCCCUCUGCCUGGCAUCUACUUCUUCACCUACCAUGUUCUCAUGAGAGGUGGUGACGGGACCAGCAUGUGGGCAGACCUGAGGAAGAACGGACUGGUGAGAGCCAGUGCCAUCGCUCAGGACGCCGAUCAGAAUUACGACUAUGCUUCUAACAGUGUGAUCCUGCAUUUGGACGUGGGCGAUGAGGUGUGUGUGCAGCUGGACGGAGGCAAAGUCCACGGAGGGAACACAAACAAGUACAGCACCUUCUCCGGCUUCCUUAUCUACCCAGACUGAAUCUAAUCAGUACUCUCGCUGCGGGAGGAGUGGUUAGAGGAACAUCAGUGCACACAAAGAUAUAUCACAAGUAUAUUUUCACACCAACACAGACAUGUAUGCAAAUGAAUGCAGAUACACAGACAUGCAUCACAAAACACACACACACAAACAUCCUGAGAGUCCAACAAAAAGAGGUGUGAACAGAGUGAAAACCCAGCACAAGUGGAACUAAGUUGAAUUGUGUGACAGUAAUUAUGAGCAGUUGAGAUUACUGGUGCCCAUUUUGUGCAAAAUAUGGAAAUGGGAAUAUGUACAGUUUAAGUGCACAUUAAAAUUGCACGUUGUGGCUCUGAAGUAUCAACAAUAUUAUAAUGUUAACAUUGAUAAUAUUAUAAAAUAUUAUACACAAUAUUCAUAUUAACUGACAAUGUGAUUACUGGAAUGCA
Molecule: messenger RNA, 1445 nt
Organism: Solea solea (common sole)
Lineage: Eukaryota; Metazoa; Chordata; Actinopteri; Pleuronectiformes; Soleidae
Gene: c1ql4a
Product: complement component 1, q subcomponent-like 4
Exons: 2
Coding region: 292-1017 (241 amino acids)
Molecular function (GO): protein binding
Source: RefSeq, a predicted model, not a curated record